This is a messenger RNA of Gossypium arboreum, 773 nucleotides long. RefSeq lists its product as uncharacterized. The record is from RefSeq and is a predicted model, not a curated record. The transcript is spliced from 3 exons. Bases 221 to 592 code for a protein of 123 amino acids. Lineage: Eukaryota; Viridiplantae; Streptophyta; Magnoliopsida; Malvales; Malvaceae.
AAUGGAAAAUGUAUAGCAAUUUACAGGUUAAAAAAUAAAAGUGGGAGAGGUAGAGGUAGAGGCCUUUCAUGGACGAUUAGUGGGCCCAAUUCUUUAGCGCGUAAGCAUGGCGAGACCCAAUCUCAUUUACUAAAAAAGUCUAUAAAAGGAGGUCUACUUCUUGUAUAUGGAAAAGGAAAAGGAAAUUUUUACUUACUAAAAUCCCAGCAAAUUCGAUAAUAUGAAGAGCAUGAUUUAUUUAAUAACGAAGGCGAAAUGGAAGAAAUCAUCAAAAAGGAAGGAAAAGAGAUUCCGCGAACGCAUGAGAGCGGAGAUGGGAAUGAUUAGAGUCAGACAACAAACACGUUCAAAAACUGCUGCUAGGAUGCAGUGUAGCUCAAUUGUGGCUGAAAUGGAAAGGCUUCAAGAAGAGGUAGCAUUGAAGAGGGAAGAGACAAGCGCCCUGAGACAACAGCAGUUAAGGGAAGAAACUAUGGCGGAAGCUAUCUUACAAAAUCUCAAUCAACAAAGGCUGCUCAACGCCUGCUUCUUACUCCAACAUUCAUGUAACCAACAUCUUCUUGACCUUCUGAUACCCCAUUUUCUAGGUUGAAAUUCUUCUACGGAGAUUGAAUCUGUACAUAAUAUGAUAAAUGUUCGGGUAUGUAUCAUUGCCUAAAGCUUAGGCUUUGAAGUUGGCAAAGCAGCCUUUUUUUUUUUUUAUGAUAAAUGUUGUUGUUGUUAUUAGGAAUAUUUUUUUAUAUAAAUUUUUAUUUAUAACCAUAUUUUAAUUA